GUGAUCGUCUUCCUGUAUUUUCAGCUACCGGCAGUCUGGGGACAGAUCCAGAGCAGAACGGGCUUCUUCGUUAAAAGCGUUUAGUGUCGUUUUUUUCAGAAAAACUACGACAGAAUCCAUUCGUGCACUUGUUAAAGCUGGGAUGACUGCAAAACAAACACACAUGGGCAUUGCGGAGCCAGUGGGAGUUCCGGAUGAGGAAGUGGUGACAGUGGAGGUGUGCAGUGAGUCUGACAUACAGGAGGGACAGGUGAUGGAGGUGCAGGUGUGCGGUCAGACAGUCCUGUUGGUGCGUAGCGGAGGGGUACUCAGCGCUCUGGGGAGCCGCUGUACGCACUACGGAGCUCCUCUCAGCACAGGGGUGCUGUCUGGGGGCCGGCUGCGAUGCCCCUGGCACGGAGCGUGCUUUGAUGUCCUGACCGGAGAUAUAGAGGAGUAUCCUGGCCUGGACUGUUUACCUCUUCACAAGGUGACUGUUGAGAACAAUCAAGUGUUUGUGUCAGCAAAGGUCAAGGCUCUGAAGCAGACUAAAAGGGUUAAGGAGAUGCACUCCCAAGACCCAGGAGUCACCCACACAGUGCUGCUGAUAGGAGGAGGACCUGCUGCUUUGAUUUGUGCUGAGACUCUUCGACAGGAGAAAUAUGGGGGCCGAAUUGUCAUGGUUACCAAGGACGACCUGCCACCGUAUGACAGGACCAAGUUGAGCAAGGUCAUGAAUGUGGAAGACGCCACUAUCAUCCUCCGACAAGUGGAGUUUCUCCACCAGUAUGGCAUCGAAGUCUGGCUGAAAAAGGAGGUCAAGUCUGUUGAUUCAGCAGCAAAGACGGUGACUUUGGAUGACGGAUCUGUUCAUCGCUAUGACCAGUUGCUAAUCGCCACAGGCUGCAGGCCCAGACUCCUGAACUGCCCGGGUGCUGACUUGCAGAAUGUCAGAAUGCUACGGAAUCCAAACGAUGCCAGAGAGAUCCACCAUGCCAGCGUCAACCGCCAUGCUGUCAUUGUUGGUGCCUCCUUCAUAGGCAUGGAGGUGGCAUCCUGCCUGGCGGACGUGGCUGCCAGCGUGACGCUGAUCGGCAGCAGCAGGCUCCCGUAUGAAAGGACACUCGGGCCUGAGGUUGGGAAGGUCACCAUGCAGAUGCUGGCAGAGAAGAACGUGAGGUUCUACAUGAAUGACCGUGUGACCGAGCUCAGAGGACAGAACGGAACGGUCAGUGAGGUCGUGCUGAAGAGUGGUGUGGUCCUGCCGGCCAGCAUCGUGGUCGUGGGCAUAGGUGUCAUCCCCAACGCUGAAUUUCUGGAGGGCAGCUCAGUGGAGAUGGACUCCAAGGGAGCAGUGAUUGUAGACAGGUUCAUGAAGACCAACAUCCCAGAUAUCUUCGGUGCUGGGGACGUCACUGCCUUUCCCUUGCCGGGCCAGGACGCCCAGCGAGUCAGCCUUGGACACUGGCAGUUGGCACAGGCUCAGGGAAGGGUGGCUGCCUUCAACAUGCUGGACCGGCCCCUGGAGAUGAGCUCUGUUCCUUUCUUCUGGACGGUCUUGUCAAAGAGGAGCAUCCGAUACGUCGGCCAUGGCGAAGGACAUACCGAAGUUGUCCUGAAGGGGAAUGUGGAGGAACUGAAGUUUCUUGCAUUUUAUAUAAAGGCCGAUGAUGUGGUGGCUGCAGCCAGCUUGAACUUUGACCCUGCCAUCUCCCAAUUGGCUGAAAGGAUGCAGGCGGGGAAGAGGACCACCAGGGCACAAGCCACAUCUGAAGACUUGAGCUGGCUGAAGCCGCUGUGACUCCCCCCAUGCUGUGACUCCCCAUGGAGUCCCUGCUGAUGGCUGUUGGGUGUCUUGCUCAUAUCAGAUCACGUAACUAUAUUACUUAAAAAGACCUAAAACUGUUACUUCUGUUUUUUUCUUUCUCCCAAGGUGAAGGCAGUCCUUUGUUUUCAUUCAUUGUCUCCAAUAUAUUUGCAAAUUAUUCAUUAUCAUUGCAGAUAAUUCAUGCACAUUUAAGCAUCACUUUCCAAGCUGUGUAUUAAAAAACUGUAAUACAUCUGGUAUAUUAUACAUGGACUUUAAAG
This is a messenger RNA of Brienomyrus brachyistius, 2067 nucleotides long. RefSeq names its product apoptosis inducing factor mitochondria associated 4 (gene aifm4). NCBI's taxonomy places the organism in Eukaryota, Metazoa, Chordata, Actinopteri, Osteoglossiformes, Mormyridae. Gene Ontology annotation, cellular component: cytoplasm. The transcript is spliced from 19 exons. The record is from RefSeq and is a predicted model, not a curated record. Gene Ontology annotation, molecular function: oxidoreductase activity, acting on NAD(P)H; flavin adenine dinucleotide binding; 2 iron, 2 sulfur cluster binding. The coding region runs from base 143 to 1780 and encodes 545 amino acids.